Molecule: messenger RNA, 1449 nt
Organism: Rotaria sordida
Lineage: Eukaryota; Metazoa; Rotifera; Eurotatoria; Philodinida; Philodinidae
Source: the annotation of a GenBank genome assembly
AUGAGAAAGGUUUCAUUUCUUUUGUUCUUAUUAUUCGUAUUAAAAAAUGAUGGUCGAUUAAUACGAUAUCAACGACAACGACAACAUUCACCAUUACCAUCUGGAAAAUAUCGUAUUUCACCAACAACUGGUGUACGUAUUGCUUUACCCACACCUGAACAACUUCAAUGGCAGUCUCAAGAAUUAGGUGUAUUAAUUCAUUUUAAUAUAGCUACUUAUAUAAAUAAUGAUGGAUGUAUAGAUCAAAUAGUUCCAAAUAUUUCUUUAUUUAAUCCAUAUUUAUUAAAUACAGACAAUUGGGUUCAAACUAUGCUUGAUUUUGGUGCUAAAUAUGCUGUACUUGUUGCAAAACAUGCAUGUGGUUUUCUUAUGGCUCCUUCAAAUGUAAAAUUUCCUUUGAAUCCAACUGGUAAAAUUAUUUCAUAUAAUUAUACUGUUGAUUAUUCACCAGUGAAAGGUCUAAAUAUUCUUGAUGAAUUUAUCAAAAGUUGUGAAAACAAACAAAUACGAACUGGAUUUUAUUAUACAGUAGUAACCAAUAAUUGGCUUAAUGUUGAAAGUGGUUUUGUUCAAAAUCGUACAUUAAAACCAGGUCAAUUAAAUAUUACUCAAAAAACAUAUGAUAAUAUUGUGUUACAACAAUUAAGAGAACUAUGGACAAAUUAUGGUACUUUAGAUGAGAUUUGGUUUGAUGGCGGAUAUACAACAACUUUAAAAGAUCCAAUAACUGCUUUACUAGCAGAACUUCAACCUCAAGCAAUUGCAUUUAAUGGUUAUGGUAUAUCACCAAAUUCUGUACGAUGGAUUGGUACUGAAAUGGGUGUUGCACCUGAUCCAAAUUGGUCAACAGGAAUAACAAAUGAUGGUGGUGAUCCAAAUAGUCCUAUAUUUUGUCCAGCUGAAUGUGAUACAACUCUUCAAGCUCAUGAUCGAUGGUUUUGGGGUGUUAAUGUAACACUUCGUUCACUUUCCGAAUUAAUUCAAGUCUAUCAUGAAACAGUUGGUCGAAAUUGUCUAUUAAUGCUUGAUCUUACUCCUGAUCGAACAGGUCUCAUUCCAUCUGCUUAUGCACGUCGUUAUAAACAAUUAGGUGAUUUUAUUCGUUCAUGUUAUGGAACACCUGUUUUACCUAUGGAACGUCUUAUAUCCGAUGAUUCACUUCAAUAUAUUCAAUUAUUUGUUUCAUCACCAGUUACUGUUGAUCGUUCAGUUAUUCAAGAAGAUCAAACUGAUGGUCAAGUUAUUCGAGCAUAUGUCGUUGAUGUACAAUUAGUUGAUACAACAAAUAUUCAUCAAUGGAUGAAGGUAGCACAAGGUACAAGUAUUGGUAAUAAAAAAAUUGAUAUAUGGCAAGUAGGACCACAAUUGAUCAAUGCUGUUCGAUUAACCAUUAUUAAAACAGUUGAUAAACCUGUGAUAAAAUCAUUUACUGUUCAUUUAUGCAAUUAA